AUGGUACACACGGAAAUCAAGGAUGUCGUGACGAAGCUACUGGGACAGCAGAAAGAUAUCAUGCUGUUUCAGACUUUCCUGAAGAGUUUCCAAGAUUUUGUUGUUGGGCUAGAGGGCAACGUGAGCCAUGAGAUCGACGAGGAUUGA
This is a messenger RNA of Alternaria arborescens, 147 nucleotides long. RefSeq lists its product as hypothetical. The record is from RefSeq and is a predicted model, not a curated record. Bases 1 to 147 code for a protein of 48 amino acids. Lineage: Eukaryota; Fungi; Ascomycota; Dothideomycetes; Pleosporales; Pleosporaceae. The transcript has a single exon.